UGGUAAAUCCAUAUUUAUUUGCACGUCAAUAUUUAGCUAAGCUGUCGGUUGUUUACUAAUUUCCAAUUUUGCGAAACAGUUCAAAAAGUAUAUCCGUUCUUUGUUUAUUGUUUAUACAGUUGAAUAAAACAAUGGCUGGGCAGUUCCCUAGUGGUUAUCAGAGCCCCAGUGGACAGAGAGGCAAUUUCAACAGUCCAAUGAUGCAGCAACAAUUGAAUCAAAUGGGUGUUUCUAAUCAAAUUGGCAUGAUGGGUUUUGGCCAGAACAAUGUCAUUUCAAACCAACAACAAAUGCAAUCCAGCGGAGCUCAGGGUGGACAAGAGAUGGUCAUGAAUCAAAAUGUUCAACAACAGCAGCUGCAGUUGAGCGGUCAACAAACGUCUAAUCCGAAUCAAGUACCUGGUCAAGGACAGCAACAAGCACAAGGUCAGAACCAAUCACAACAACAGCAAGGAUCUCAGCAAUCCCCACAACUAGGAAUGACCACUACUGGCCAAACUAGCACAACCGGCGGAGGAAAUAUGAUGGCUAACGUACCACCUGGACAGCCUGGAUCUGGUCCAGUAGCAAAUCUGCAAUCAUCGAAUACACAGCAGAAAGAAUUCAACCUGCUGACACUUUGUCGUAUUGGUCAAGAAACAGUUCAAGAUAUUGUUAGCCGUUUCCAAGAAGUUUUCGGUAUUCUACGCGUUAUCCAACCACCGAAUGGAACAAAUCAAGGACUCACUUCGAGUAACGAUAAAAAAGCUAAAGUUCAAGAACAAUUUCGCACCAUUCGAUUACUGUUUAAAAGAUUACGGCUACUGUACGAUAAGUGCAAUGAUAAUUGCCAGCAGGGCAUGGAAUAUACGCACGUUGAAAGUCUUAUUCCGCUAAAAGGUGAACAGGAACGGGCCGAACCAGUGCACACAGAGGAGUACAAGAAAGCUUUACAGGAAAAUAGGGAAUUGAUUGAAAUUGUAAUGCUAAAAAAUAAACAGCUACGAGAGAUUAUUGACAAGAUUAGACUUACGAUUUGGGAAAUUAAUACGAUGCUUAGUAUGAGAAGAUGCUGAGGGUAAGUUGAAUUGAUUGUGCUUGAAAGGGAUGAACCAUCGUUUUAUUUCUUUUAAUCAAAAGUUUUCCGUUUACUGUUUGGUACGGUAUUUUAUUGCACCAUGGUAUUACCUUAACUCAAAUAAAUAGUCGGUUUCGUCUCGUA
Molecule: messenger RNA, 1201 nt
Organism: Malaya genurostris
Lineage: Eukaryota; Metazoa; Arthropoda; Insecta; Diptera; Culicidae
Gene: MED30
Product: mediator of RNA polymerase II transcription subunit 30
Exons: 2
Coding region: 132-1055 (307 amino acids)
Biological process (GO): positive regulation of DNA-templated transcription
Cellular component (GO): mediator complex
Molecular function (GO): transcription coregulator activity
Source: RefSeq, a predicted model, not a curated record